UUGAGGAAGACGAUCGGGUGUUAUUGCUGGCUUCUAUGUGAAGUAGUUAGGCUGGACACUUAGCUGGAAGAAGCGACGUUCAAAGGAAGUGCUGGAGAAAUAAAUACCAUCUGUCAAAGCCCCCGGUGCUGAAGAGAAAAGGGAGAUCUGUCUAAAAUAAUGCUUAAUCCAUUAUGAAGAAUUAAGAGUUCACGGUCAAAAACUGAAAAGCUGGAUCCCAUUAAGUAAAAUCUGCUUGUGAAAUGAAUACCCUGUUGGGCACGUUUCGCCCUGUGAGGAAUAUUUAACAUAAAAGAACAUUAUGAUAUAUACAACAGCUUUUGGUUUGCCUAUAUUAAUGAAAAGUGCCAGUAGAAUUCUUCCCUGCUAUUCUUCAUACUUGUGUCUAAGACUGACAGCUGUAAGAUACUGCACAAUAAAUGGCAAAAUGAAAUCUAGAAGAAAAUCAGAUCAUCUGGAGAGAACAGCAAAAGACUUUCGACAUGAGAUUAUUUCUAAAGCAAAAGUGUGUGGCAUCAGUAAUGAAUCUGAAACAGUUAAAAGACUUCGUUUGACAGUGACAGAUAAGGAAUUUACUUUUAAGGCAGGACAAUGGGUAGACUUCUUUAUACCUGGAGUUCCUGUAGUUGGUGGAUUCUCAAUAUGUUCAAGUCCUGGUAUGUUGGAAGAAGAGGGAAUAUUAGAACUUGCAGUAAAACAUACAACACACCCACCCGCCCACUGGAUUCAUACUCAGUGUGCUCUUAAUUCAGAAGUGGCUUUACGAGUUGGAGGCAACUUCUUUUAUGAUCCUCAGCCUGAAGACAUUCCAGCAAACGUUAUGCUCAUAGCAGGUGGAGUAGGCAUUAAUCCUUUAUUUUCUAUACUGCUCCACAUUGCAGACCUUCACAGAACUGAAGAGAAGAAAGGAAGUGGUUGCAAAGUGGGAACAACCAAACUCUUUUAUUGUGCAAAAAAUGCACAUGAACUUCUGUUCAGGAAACAGAUUCUUGGUUUGACAAAUGCAUUUCCUGGAAAGAUCACAUGCAGUUUCCACGUUACCAAGCAGAAUUUGCCAAUUUGUGAGAAACUUCUGCCUUACAUCAAGGGUGUGUAUUUUUGUGAUGCAUUUAAAAAAAUGUAG
Notechis scutatus (mainland tiger snake) is the source of this 1123-nucleotide messenger RNA. NCBI's taxonomy places the organism in Eukaryota, Metazoa, Chordata, Lepidosauria, Squamata, Elapidae. The record is from RefSeq and is a predicted model, not a curated record.